Molecule: messenger RNA, 674 nt
Organism: Rhipicephalus sanguineus (brown dog tick)
Lineage: Eukaryota; Metazoa; Arthropoda; Arachnida; Ixodida; Ixodidae
Product: tyrosine-protein phosphatase Lar-like
Exons: 4
Coding region: 135-674 (179 amino acids)
Biological process (GO): synapse organization; homophilic cell-cell adhesion
Cellular component (GO): neuronal cell body; axon; plasma membrane
Molecular function (GO): axon guidance receptor activity
Source: RefSeq, a predicted model, not a curated record
GUAACACGUGUGCAGAAGUUCAGUCCACGUAUCGCUUUGGCUGUGCUGGCACAGAAAGUCGUCGUCGCCCGUUAUAUACUAUAGUAGAGUGGUGGACUGUUGAUGUGGAUGCCUAUUCGGACGAAAGGUCCGCUAUGCUCCGGCACCUCCUCCGAGCGCUCGUCUCCCUGCAAGUUGCGUCCGCGGCCCUCUCCGCCGAAGACCCACCAAGAAUUGUCGUCUUUCCUCGGGACCAGACGGUGGUGACCGGUCAGGUGGCAGUGUUCGUCUGCACGGCCAUCGGAAACCCGCCUCCGCAGAUUGAAUGGCGCAGGAACGGCAAGCGCAUCAUUUCCCGGCGCCACACGGUGACCGAGAUCACGGGAGGCUCCGUGCUUCGCCUCUACUCCGUCCGCAGCGUUAAGGAAGACGCCACCUACGAGUGCCUUGCUAAAAAUGGUGUCGGUGACCCAGCCAGGGCUGAGUUCAAGCUUACUGUAGUUGAAGAGUACCAGAUUCCACGGGGCUUCCCGCACUUCAAGCUGCUGCCCAACCAUCAAGGCGUGGAGCGCAACCGCAGCGCGCUGCUUCCCUGCAAAGCUGAGGGAGACCCCGAACCCAGGUUCUCCUGGCUCCGGAAUGGCAUCCCCGUCGACAUGUCCAGUCCUCGAUACUCCCUCGCAGCUGCAGGGUGA